This is a messenger RNA of Bemisia tabaci, 2953 nucleotides long. RefSeq names its product chitinase-like protein EN03. NCBI's taxonomy places the organism in Eukaryota, Metazoa, Arthropoda, Insecta, Hemiptera, Aleyrodidae. Gene Ontology annotation, molecular function: chitin binding; chitinase activity. Gene Ontology annotation, cellular component: extracellular region. Gene Ontology annotation, biological process: carbohydrate metabolic process; chitin catabolic process. The record is from RefSeq and is a predicted model, not a curated record.
CCGGCUGAUAUAAUUUUCGCGUCGGACGCUGAAUAAUUUCAGUUCGAUUCGGGAAUCAGUCACAAAAAUCAGUUCACCGGAAGUCUGAUUAUUAUCGUCGUUCGCUUCAACUGAUCACAAUUUUGGGUAUUUUACACGCUGUUUGAAGUUAUCGUUACCCAACUCUUUGCUAUUGAACUGUGUGAUAUUUUGUGAGGGCUAGUUACUGAUUUUUGUGAAUUAUAAACCUAAUUAUUUAAUUGCUGUGCGUGCGUGUCGUUGAAAUUAAACGGAUAUUCUUAGAAGGCAUAGAUAAAUUUAAAACCAAUCUUUUAGAGACUGUAAUUAAGGUCAUUUUUAGUGUCAUCAAUCGCGAUGGCAUGGAACACGUCGUAAGAACAUGUCUUUUUGGCUACAUUUUUUAAGGCCGUAAAAUGAAUCCUGUUUGAAAUACAAACUGAGUAAGUGCGUUUUCUCUCUUAGUCCCACUGCUCAUAUUAGAGCACAGAAGUCAAAGAAUUGUAAGUUUUUACCAGUGUCUAUAGCGCAAAUCAAUUAAUCGUGUCUUCAAUCAAUGUUUGAAAACUUAGCAUCAAAUAAAAAUUCGUGAUUCAAACCCUAGACGAGGAAAAUUCAAAUCGAGUCGGGCAGAAUUCAAAGCCGAUCAGACUUUCAUCUUCAGUUGUGAAUUGACAAUCGAGCGUGUUUCGAUCUAAAUUAAAAUACAUUUUCUAAAAGCGCGAUGAAUACCACACAGAUCAAACUCGUGAUUUUCAUAACCAUUUUUUUGCGGAACUACGUAGAGUCGAGGGCAUCACAGCCAAGCCGCCAAGACAUCAAUGAAAAGUCUAUGAAAGUUGAAAAACGCGAAACUCCGGGGACAAAGCACCUCCUGUCCAGACUGGAAAAAUCAGGUAUUUUCGUGCAGCCGUUACAGGAGAGGAUCACCAGAAGCGAGCCGAAAUUCAGGGACUUCAUGGACGAGCUAUCAAGCCAUGGGAUUUUGAAGAACAAUCUAGUGGAUUCGGACCUCGCGUCGUUGACGACGGAAAUCGUGAAUAAAGAGAUAGGAGAGGAAGACCAGCGUAAAAAGAUAGUCUGCUACUACGACAGAACCAAGUCUUACUCAGGGAAUGGUUUCGAACUGAAUAUGAUGGACCUAAACGUGAGCAUGAGUCUCUGCACGCACUUGGUAUACGGCUACGCGAUGGUGGAUCGGCAGACGGGGAAGAUAAGUUUGAACCACGCGGGAAUGCUUCAACUCGUCGAAAUCCAACACAUUCAAAUGAUCCACGCCCUCAAGAGCUUCUAUCCGAAAUUCAAAUUGCUUCUCGGCAUAGGAGCGCCUCCGUCCGAGCAUUAUCAACACGAGAGCUACGUUCAAUUCAAUAACGUGCUGAGAUCUGAAGAGACGAGACUUCGCUUCAUCAACUCGGUGGUCCCUGUGCUGCAACGCUACAACUUCGAUGGUAUCGACUUGAUCUGGAAGUUCGAGCGCUAUCUCGAGGCCGAUGAUGAACACCCAAAAGACUGCGGAAUGUGGUCCUCAAACGAGUGUUCGGAUGAUGAGGAUGAGGAGUAUGACGAUUCGGAGUUCUGUUUUCUCUUCUGUGACGAUGAAGAUGAGUACUAUGGGGAUGAGGAAGACAAGGAUGGGGAGGAAAAAAAAGGUAAAUUAUUGGGAGACAAGACACAGCCUGAUUCGAGCAAACAAACGAAUCGUCAUAUUGAGUUGCGGAAUAGUUUUUCGGAUUUGGUUCAAGAAAUGAAAUCAGUACUAUUUAACUACACAAUGGCCGUAUCUAUCCUACCCCAGAUGGAUGAGAUAUUUUACGACAAGCGAGUGAUUAAUUACUACGCGGAUCAAAUUCACCUUCUUGCAUUUGACUUUAUCCUUCCAUGGAACGAUCUUGGAGUGGCGGAGCACACGGCACCUAUCUACAAACUUGAUAGUUUAGUCAAUGAUUGGUUGUGGCAUGACGCUCAAAAGGGCAAAAUCAUAGUCGGCGUGGCAACAUAUGCCCGAACGUGGAGGAUAUCUUCCAAGAGCCUUUUCAACACUUCGCCACCAGUAAUCGCCGAUGGCACGGGACCGAGAGGCGCUUACAGCAAGAAAGACGGAAUAUUUUCUUUCUACGAGGUCUGCGUGCAGUUGGUAGAGGACGGAUUCACGCAGUCGAUUCUCGUUCUGAACAAAGUCAACGAAUCACAAAAAUACUCGGGCACUUACGCUUACAGGUUACCGACUAAUUUAUCCGAGGGGCUGUGGGUAAGUUUCGAUGACCCGGAAUCCGCCGCCACCAAGGCAAAGUACGUCAAGGAGAAGGGUUUAAGUGGCAUGAUUGUUCACGGCCUGGUUUUUGAUGAUUUCAAGGGAAUGUGUCGAAAUAGAUACGACACAAGCUACCCGAUCCUCCAAAGUAUUGCCAAUAAUUUGGUAUGAAAAGACAAAACGAAAAAGCUUUUCUUACAAAUUGGAGCAACUUUAGGAGUCAUCUUUUUAUAUUAGAGCAGUAAAAAUGAAUUUUGUGUCCAUAUUUGGGCAAGAAAAAUUAUUCCAAAGCUAUAAUGUGAAGGCAGGGGAAUGUGACCAGUUACUUGAGCUUGAGAUACCUUUUAUUUUUCUUGAAAAUGUAACUUAGUUCCCCUCUGUUAAACUACGUCUAAUGGCAAUUAGGGGUAAGAGCUAGUUUUUGAAAAUCGGCAUCUAUUCACCUCAAGAAUUGUAAAGUUGCUAAAUUACCUACCACUCCUAUUUUUUCCUUAACUUUUUGCUGUAAAGUAAAACCAGCUAACUUUAUUUGUUGAUUAAAUCGACGAAUCAUACGAAUUUAUGGGGUUUUAGUCCGUCAAUCGGACGUAUUUCUGUCAAACAGAACUAUGUGCAUUAUGACGUGAGCCCUGUUAUGCAUGUAUUCUCAUGGGUUUCAAGGCUUAUAUCGUCACCUUCCAGGCAAAGUAUCACAAGCGCCAU